This is a messenger RNA of Funneliformis geosporum, 813 nucleotides long. The record is from the annotation of a GenBank genome assembly. Lineage: Eukaryota; Fungi; Glomeromycota; Glomeromycetes; Glomerales; Glomeraceae.
AUGGAAAAUUCAUCUCAAUAUUACAUUACGGAUAAUAAUGAAAGAAUAAUAUUAAAUAUUGGAGGGGAAAAGUAUGAAACAUAUCGAACAACGUUAACGAGGUAUCCGGAAACUUUACUAGGAACGAUGUUUCAACAGCGUAAUAAAGUUUUACUUGAUCCAAAGAAGGGAAAUGAAUAUUUCUUUGAUCGCAAUAGUAAAGCAUUUCAUUACAUCCUAGAAUAUUAUCGCACAGGAAAGUUAAUAUGGCCAGGUUAUUCAUUACAAGACAAUAAUAACAAUUCGCCAAAUAUUUCGUGUGAAGAAUUAAUUAUAGAAUGUGAUUUCUUUCAAAUUCCUAUACCAGAAUAUAUUAAAUUACGCUCAUCAAAUUAUAUCCUUUCCACAUUCUUUUCAAUCGAAAAUGAGUUAGAUCCUGCCGUUUUAAUACUUCGAAGUUUUUUGAAAAUGGUAAAAUAUUUAAUUUAUUUAUUAAGAUUUAACUUGGAGAGUAGGAUUGAAAUUAAGUUUCCUUCAUCUGAUAAAUCAAAAUUUGAAAUGAUGCCUCCAAGUGUUCAAGAUAACAAAGAAAUUAGAGAAUUGAUUAAACCAUUUGUCGGAAAUGGAUAUAAUAUCUUGCAAAAAUUUCAAGUGAAGAUUAAACAUAAUUUAAUGAAAUUUCUUGACCCUAAUGGUAAUGGUUUAAAAAUUAAUGUUAACGUAAUCGAAAGAACUCUUCAUACGCCUUCAAGAUAUAUUCUGGUCAUUGAGAUUGGCGAUAAUUAUUUCUCGGAUCUUGAUAUUGUCUGGGAUAAAGCUUUGAUGGAUCAAUAA